AUGUGACACCCACCACAACCAAAACCACCAAAACCCCCCACCUUAUAAUUUCUCUCACUUAUAACUUAUAAUCCCCCUCUUCCUAACAAUUUCCUCUCAUCGGAGGGACCCACACACCACCACCAUGUCCCCACCAAAACACCACCCUCCUCCACCAGCACCACCAGCAGCACUAGCAGCACCACCAGUAGCACCACUCUUAAAACAAAAAUCAUGGUCACCAGAUUCUUACCGUGAAGAAUUAUGGCUUCGUCGGAAAGAACAAAGUGGGCCCCGGCGUCGUAGUAAAAGCCUUACUGAUGAUGAUUUCGAUGAACUUAAAGCUUGUAUUGAACUUGGGUUUGGUUUCGGGUUCGAAUCCCUUGAUACACAACCUGAUCCAAGAUUAUCCAACACUCUUCCUGCUCUUGAGUUUUACUUAGCAGUUAAUAAGAGUUAUAACGACACCGUUUUAAGGUCCAAUAAAUCUUCUUCUUCAUUGGCUACAACUUCUUCAGAGAGUGACUUGUCUCUCUCUUCUCCCGUCGGCAGCCCUCUUACCACCAUGUUUUGGCCAGGUGAUGAUCCACAGACAAUUAAGACAAGGUUGAGACAUUGGGCACAAGUGGUUGCUUGUUCAGUGAAACAAUCAUGGUGAUUGACAUCAUACUUCUCUAUUCUGCUGCUUAAUCAAUCUAUCACAGGGGUUAAUUAGUUUGUGCAUAUUACUUUUAACCCAAACAGUACACAUCCUUAUCAUCAGUUCGAGUUCCCCUCUGCCCCCUUCAAAAAAAAAAAAAAAUAUUAAAGAGAGAUUAGGAGAGACAAAUUGACAAAUUACUUUGAUGCAUCUUAACAAUGUUAUAAUUUUAAAAUUUAAAUCUCACCAGUUAGAGCACUUAAUGUGACCCCAAUUUUGGUAAAUUUUGCGUAUCUUUUUGUUCUUUGGUGCAUGUUUUUAUUCCAGUGGUUGCAUUUUCAUUU
This is a messenger RNA of Beta vulgaris subsp. vulgaris (sugar beet), 963 nucleotides long. RefSeq lists its product as uncharacterized. The coding region runs from base 125 to 637 and encodes 170 amino acids. The record is from RefSeq and is a predicted model, not a curated record. The transcript has 2 exons. NCBI's taxonomy places the organism in Eukaryota, Viridiplantae, Streptophyta, Magnoliopsida, Caryophyllales, Amaranthaceae.